CUUCAGUCAGUUUGAUACACAAAUCACACAACAAAGUACAAAACCAUUAAUUUUUACCAAAAACUUUGUAAACAAAUGUGUAAACAGCAGAAUUGUCUUCAUCAGAAGAGCUGAGAAGUCAAAGCCAUACAAAGAAUCAACAAGAAAUACAAAUGAAUCUAACGAAGUAUAACUAUCGAAAGUCUAAAUAUAAUAAGUCUCGCAUUUUGAAUUGCGAUAAAUUGAGACCAGAAAAUCUGUACAUGAAUUGCGUCGAUGUUAAAGGCAAACUUUAUAGCCUAUCGCUAAAAAAACAUCAUUCCAAACGAAAUAAACGUCUUAAAAUCAGAUCUCUUCGAUCCGAAAAGUAUAAAUUUUCGAAUAUAUUUAAACGCAAAUCGCGAAGGCAAACAGCUAAGAAUACUACUGAUAAGGGGCUAAUGGAUUGUGACGUAAAUAUGGAACCUUCACGAUAUGUGCCGCCCAUUACAAAUCCAAUGGAAAGGAUCAGCGAAGCCGGGACUAAAAAUCAACCGCAUAAGUUGGAAACUGAGAAACCACGACGACUGCGCGGAAGGCCGAAAAAUAUUGUGAAAUCCUCUAGUCUUAUUGCUUCAGACCAUCGCAAGGAAAAUCCUAUGGAAAUAAACGAUGAACAGAAGACUUUCACAAAGAUAUUAAAGAAAGUAAAGCUCAAGGUCGACGAUUAUUUGAAGGACAUGAAGCUGGCUGCUGCUUUUCGCAAGCAACAGAAAAAGUCGCAGCUACAAGUUAGUCGCCGAAAAUUAGGAUUAGCUAAGCAGCGUCAACUAGGACGAUCCAAAAAGGAUUCAUCAAAAGUGAAGGAGAGACAAAUGGAUGAGCAAUCAGUGGUUAUACAACAAGGUGCGGGGAUUCGAGCUGCAAAACUUAAAAAGGACCAGCAGCUAUUGGAAAGAAACGUGCAGGAGGAUAAAAAGAAACUGAAUUCCAGAAUUUCAAUGGAUUGGGAAAAAUUAGAUAGUCCAGAAAAGGUUAAAGAACCACCCAUUGUAUUACGACGCAGUGCCCGGAUUCAAGCGGCAAAACUCAAGAAGGAGACAUUGGAAGCCAAUAUGAGAAAGAGCAAACAGGAGAAAGUCAGUACUACUACUAAAACGGUAUCGAAACCUAGAAUCACUCAACUAGCAGUGUGUCGUUUAUGUCCUAAUUGCAAUUCUAUUAACUAUCUUAGUCCGCCGUAUUCGAAUACAUACUUUGAAUGCGCCGAUAUAAACGGAAGGCUCUAUAAACUAAAUUAAAUUUAUUGAUGAUAUGUAAAUGGGCACUGAUAUUCGAACGAAACAUAAGAAAGUAGAAGCAACAACAUAUAAUAUAAUACAUAUAUAUUAUAUUAUACAAAAUUUUCGUGAGCAUGCAAAUGCAUCUUUAAGAUUUUUAUAUGUGUCCAUAUAUUGGUUAUUUAUAAUAUAAAUUCAUAAGUAAAACAAU
Drosophila melanogaster (fruit fly) is the source of this 1449-nucleotide messenger RNA. RefSeq lists its product as uncharacterized. The transcript has 2 exons. The coding region runs from base 153 to 1259 and encodes 368 amino acids. Lineage: Eukaryota; Metazoa; Arthropoda; Insecta; Diptera; Drosophilidae. The record is from RefSeq and is marked reviewed.